AUGGCAGUCGCUUCCAGUACUAUCAUCAUCAUCGUCAUUUGCGCCUCCCUGGUCGUCCUCAUACUAUCCAUAUCCUCUCGUUUCAUUCUCAAGCUUCGCGCGAGAAAAAGCGCACCUUUACCACCAAAGCAGCCUCUUGCCCGUCACAGAGCAUCGUAUUACAAGACACCCUUCGGUUCUUACAACUCAAAUAACGGCGACGGAAGCAGUAGGGUCAGUUUAUCAAGUCAGGAAAGGUUUCCUUCAGAUGUGACUUCGGCCUUGACGAGACUUUCCUAUGUGGAGGAUAAGUCACUUCCUUCAACAAUCGCCCAGUCUUCUUCACAGCUGAAAGAGUCGAGGCUAGGAUUGCCGACUCCAUCGUUCUAUCCAACAGUGACGACCAGCGACUCUUCAAUUACAUCUCGCCAUUCGUCUUCUGAACGAAGCCAUUCACCCGUUGCGGGCGGUAGCCCCGAUCCUGAAACGAUACCUUUUCCGCAUGUCAUGCCUCCGGAUCUAAUUCCGCUACCAACUCCCCCCGCUCAGUCAAUACCGCUUUCGUCUUCUACGUUAAGAAGUCAAGGUUCUCGACCCCGGCCUCUUUCACAUGUUUCGACAACGUCGUCGCAUCUCAGUACCUCGAGAAGUUUCAGUGGUAACACGCAUGCCAGACGGAGUGGAGUUCCUCACGAUCCGAAUACGGGGGUGCAGAUUGUUUUACCUGCCCCUUUGGCGCUGAUGUACACCGGUGCACCAGGUCCAGGGCCGCCACCUCUACCUCGAGGCGCGACAAUGCGAGAGAACAGACUGUCGUUUGUAGACGCGUGGGCACCAAACGCCGUCAGGGAACACGAGUCGUCUAGCUCAAGUGUCAAGCGGCUGCAUCGACCCAGGACGUCCCUCCACAUAUCAUAUUCACCAUCGUCCUCAUCGCCUCCAUCGUCUCGCCUGCCUUCUAGCCCGCUCACUCCCAACACCCUAUCAUCGCGCUCGAGGGAGCCCUCGUCGUCGUCAUCAUUGAGGCAAGAAGAACGUUCGCGACGGCCAGCCACUGCCCAAUCACGUACCAGCGCUUCAACGUCGCCCAUGAGUUCGAGAUCGGGUACUCCUCCGGGUGCGAUGCCAAUUGAUGGUGUCCUUGAACGUGCGAGCGAGGUUGUUUACGAUCAUUUCGGUGGCUCUGGUGAUCAACCGCUCACCCCGAAGUUGCGGGUUGACGUGCCUGUCGCCGUUUCAUCCUAA
Messenger RNA from Marasmius oreades (fairy-ring Marasmius), 1224 nucleotides. RefSeq lists its product as uncharacterized. The transcript is spliced from 3 exons. The coding region runs from base 1 to 1224 and encodes 407 amino acids. NCBI's taxonomy places the organism in Eukaryota, Fungi, Basidiomycota, Agaricomycetes, Agaricales, Marasmiaceae. The record is from RefSeq and is a predicted model, not a curated record.